GAUGCACUUGGGAGAGCCAAGUGGGGCCGCUUUGGUAAGGAAGAGCCUGGCCUUUGGCUCACACUGCACAGUUCUCCCUAUGAGAGGUUCUUAAAGCCACUGGAGGAGGGUGGGAGGACAGAUGCCAACACUGAUGCCUCUGCCCCCAGGAUCGGCCUGGCCAUCGCCCGGCGUCUGGCCCAGGACGGGGCACACGUGGUGGUCAGCAGCCGGAAGCAGCAGAACGUGGACAGGGCGGUGGCAGCCCUGCAGGGGGAGGGGCUGAGCGUGACGGGCACCGUGUGCCACGUGGGCAAGGCCGAGGACCGGGAGCGGCUGGUGGCCACGGCCCUGGAGCACUGUGGAGGUGUGGACUUCCUGGUGUGUGUGGCAGGCGUCAACCCCCUGGUGGGGAGCACUCUGGGGGCCAGUGAGCAGCUGUGGAACAAGAUCCUGGAUGUGAAUGUAAAGUCCCCGGCCCUGUUGCUGAGCCGCCUGCUGCCCCACAUGGAGAAGAGGGGGGGGAGUGCCGUGGUGCUGGUCUCAUCGAUGGUGGCGUACAUGCCAAUACCUAAGCUGGGAGCCUACAACACCAGCAAGACAGCCUUGUUGGGCCUUUCUAAGUCUCUGGCUGUAGAGCUGGCACCUAAAGGCAUCCGAGUGAACUGCCUUGUUCCAGGAAUGAUCAACACGGACUUCAGUAAAGUGAAGAAAGCAAUACCAAACCUGCUCUCUAACUUCAAUGAACUCCAUGGACUGCAGCGGUUCGGGCAGCCUGAGGAAUGUGCAGGAAUCGUGUCCUUCCUCUGCUCCCCGGAUGCCAGCUACAUCACCGGCGAGAACAUCGCGGUGGCCGGCUUCUCUCCUAAGUUGUGAUGUGGGCGGGUUAAGAAAGUGGGACUGUGGCCCUUGGUGGAGGAGGGGCUUGG
Molecule: messenger RNA, 908 nt
Organism: Erinaceus europaeus (western European hedgehog)
Lineage: Eukaryota; Metazoa; Chordata; Mammalia; Eulipotyphla; Erinaceidae
Product: dehydrogenase/reductase SDR family member 2, mitochondrial-like
Exons: 7
Molecular function (GO): carbonyl reductase (NADPH) activity
Source: RefSeq, a predicted model, not a curated record